Fusarium graminearum PH-1 is the source of this 827-nucleotide messenger RNA. Its product is annotated as 60S ribosomal protein L28. Gene Ontology annotation, molecular function: structural constituent of ribosome. Gene Ontology annotation, cellular component: ribosome; cytosolic large ribosomal subunit. Bases 96 to 545 code for a protein of 149 amino acids. The record is from RefSeq and is a predicted model, not a curated record. Gene Ontology annotation, biological process: translation. The transcript is spliced from 3 exons. NCBI's taxonomy places the organism in Eukaryota, Fungi, Ascomycota, Sordariomycetes, Hypocreales, Nectriaceae.
GAAAAAAGUGUCAGGCUUUAUCGAACAUCACCACCCACUUCCAGCUUUCGACCUGUGAACACCGGAAAAGUCGACAAUCACCCACAGCCGUCGCCAUGCCUACCCGUUUGUCGAAGACCCGCAAGCACCGCGGCCACGUUUCCGCCGGUAAGGGACGUGUCGGAAAGCACCGCAAGCAUCCCGGUGGUCGUGGUCUUGCUGGUGGUCAGCACCACCACCGUACCAACAUGGACAAGUACCAUCCCGGUUACUUCGGAAAGGUUGGUAUGCGAUACUUCCACAAGCAGCAGAACCACUUCUGGAAGCCCAUCAUCAACCUCGACAAGCUCUGGUCUCUCGUUCCCCAAGAGACCCGUGACGCCUACGUCAAGGGUGAGAAGAAGGACACCGUCCCCGUCCUCGACCUCCUCCCUCUCGGUUACUCCAAGGUCCUCGGAAAGGGCCGUCUCCCUGAGAUCCCUCUGGUCGUCCGCGCCCGCUGGGUCAGCCGCCUUGCUGAGGAGAAGAUCAAGCAGGCCGGUGGUGUCGUUGAGCUCGUCGCUUAAGCGAAGCAUCGCAACUGUUCUGUAAAUGCUUGAGGAGUCGGUUGGGCUUGUAUGGGAAAUUCUACAAACGGAAAACAAAACCUCUCCAACCCCGGUGAAGAACAAAGCCUGCGGGCACUGGAGAAGAAGAGGUCUUCCUGCGCUCGGGAAAGAUGGGCCAGGGACCUAGGUCGGUCGGCUUCGGGCAUUGCAUCAGGGACUCUUGCACGGAGUUAACGAAAUAAAAAUCGAUUUUCGCCCAUGAUUAAAUGAUAAUUUUUUAAGUUCAAGCGUGAAGAACAA